Bacillus rossius redtenbacheri is the source of this 1989-nucleotide messenger RNA. RefSeq names its product TRIO and F-actin-binding protein-like. The coding region runs from base 1 to 1989 and encodes 662 amino acids. The record is from RefSeq and is a predicted model, not a curated record. The transcript is spliced from 3 exons. NCBI's taxonomy places the organism in Eukaryota, Metazoa, Arthropoda, Insecta, Phasmatodea, Bacillidae.
AUGUUUAGUGGCCAUACUCCGCCGGUGGAGCGGCGCCCCGGAGCGGCCCUGCUCGCUAGAGGCUGGGCGCGACCACACUCCCUCCCGCCGCGCAGUCGGUCCCGAGCUCACGAGCAACCACGAGCAACCACGAGCAACCACGAGCGACCACGAGCAACCACGAGCGACCACGAGCAACCACGAGCAACCACGAGCAACCACGAGCAACCACGAGCGACCACGAGCGACCACGAGCGACCACGAGCGACCACGAGCAACCACGAGCAACCACGAGCAACCACGAGCGACCACGAGCGACCACGAGCGACCACGAGCGACCACGAGCGACCACGAGCGACCACGAGCGACCACGAGCGACCACGAGCGACCACGAGCGACCACGAGCGACCACGAGCGACCACGAGCGACCACGAGCGACCACGAGCAACCACGAGCGACCACGAGCGACCACGAGCGACCACGAGCGACCACGAGCGACCACGAGCGACCACGAGCGACCACGAGCGACCACGAGCGACCACGAGCGACCACGAGCGACCACGAGCAACCACGAGCAACCACGAGCAACCACGAGCAACCACGAGCGACCACGAGCGACCACGAGCGACCACGAGCGACCACGAGCGACCACGAGCGACCACGAGCGACCACGAGCGACCACGAGCGACCACGAGCGACCACGAGCGACCACGAGCGACCACGAGCAACCACGAGCGACCACGAGCGACCACGAGCGACCACGAGCGACCACGAGCGACCACGAGCAACCACGAGCAACCACGAGCAACCACGAGCAACCACGAGCAACCACGAGCAACCACGAGCAACCACGAGCAACCACGAGCGACCACGAGCGACCACGAGCGACCACGAGCGACCACGAGCGACCACGAGCGACCACGAGCGACCACGAGCAACCACGAGCAACCACGAGCGACCACGAGCGACCACGAGCGACCACGAGCAACCACGAGCAACCACGAGCAACCACGAGCAACCACGAGCAACCACGAGCGACCACGAGCGACCACGAGCGACCACGAGCGACCACGUUCGACCACGAGCGACCACGAGCGACCACGAGCGACCACGAGCGACCACGAGCGACCACGAGCGACCACGAGCAACCACGAGCAACCACGAGCAACCACGAGCAACCACGACCAACCACGAGCAACCACGAGCAACCACGAGCGACCACGAGCAACCACGAGCAACCACGAGCAACCACGAGCAACCACGAGCAACCACGAGCAACCACGAGCAACCACGAGCGACCACGAGCAACCACGAGCAACCACGAGCAACCACGAGCGACCACGAGCAACCACGAGCAACCACGAGCAACCACGAGCGACCACGAGCAACCACGAGCAACCACGAGCAACCACGAGCAACCACGAGCAACCACGAGCAACCACGAGCAACCACGAGCAACCACGAGCGACCACGAGCAACCACGAGCAACCACGAGCAACCACGAGCAACCACGAGCAACCACGAGCAACCACGAGCAACCACGAGCAACCACGAGCAACCACGAGCAACCACGAGCGACCACGAGCAACCACGAGCAACCACGAGCAACCACGAGCGACCACGAGCAACCACGAGCAACCACGAGCAACCACGAGCAACCACGAGCAACCACGAGCAACCACGAGCAACCACGAGCGACCACGAGCAACCACGAGCGACCACGAGCAACCACGAGCGAUCCACAGCCGCGACCAGGGUGACGGGCGUGCCUGCUGCCCGCGCUGCGACCGCGCUACGGCCGCGCUACGGCCGCGCUACGGCCGGACCCCUGGGGGGUCGCCGUCCGGCCCGAAUAUGGCGGGGCCAGUUUCCCCCGUGUUCACACUCGCCGGUCCUCUGCCCGGUGGUCUCACGCCUCCAGGGAAGGACCGCCCUGCAGUGACGUCAGGAGACCGCGCGGUGUCAGAAGACAGGAUGACUGCGCGGGGAUUGGAGCUCGGGUCGUCGUGA